Didymosphaeria variabile is the source of this 429-nucleotide messenger RNA. RefSeq lists its product as uncharacterized. Bases 1 to 429 code for a protein of 142 amino acids. The record is from RefSeq and is a predicted model, not a curated record. The transcript is spliced from 2 exons. Lineage: Eukaryota; Fungi; Ascomycota; Dothideomycetes; Pleosporales; Didymosphaeriaceae.
AUGGAGCUGGUCAACGAUCGGUUCGAGCAAAGCGCAAUGGUAUUGCCGCAUCGGCCGUACGCCCUGCUGACGGGAGAGUUCCGGCGAAGUAACCAUUCGGCAUAUCUGGGCAACACAUUCGAGGCGUGGGAUCCCGAAAAGGUCCUCAAGGAGGCAAAGCUCGUACACUUCAGCGACUGGCCGCUGCCCAAGCCGUGGAUCAUGUGGCCGGCCGAAGGACUCGCCGAGACAGAGAGAAGGAAGGACAUUUGCCGCUUACUCAGCGUACCUGCGCCUGACUGGCACAGCAUCAAGGGCGUGGCGCGCCCCAAUGCCACGGACGGCACAAGAAACGAAGCGCCGCAGGUGCAGAGCCAAGCGGAUGUUGGCAGCGAGUCUAGCACUGCAGGUGGGCAGCAGAGCGCUGCACGUGACGCAUCAGACAUCUGA